AUGGUGCAGGAAGAAUUUGGUUCACUGGAAUCGUUCCUCACGGCGUUUUCAAGAGCCAAGGGAAGACGACACCUCGCAGCGACGGAGGUCAACGCCGUCUCCAGCCGCUCGCACGCCAUUCUCCAGUUCAACGUAUGGCGGGACGACAAUCCUGGCAUCGUCGGCCGUCUCAAGCUCGUGGAUCUGGCAGGUCGCGAGCAGAACAAGGAGACGGGCAACACGGGCCAACGGAUGACGGAGAGCUGCGACAUCAACCUGUCGCUCUCGGCGCUGAGUCGCGUGAUAGAGCAACUCAACGACCCGAAUGCGAAGCACGUCUCUUACCGCGGAAGCAACCUCACCAAGGUCCUGCAGGACUCCCUUGGAGGCAGCAGCCGGGGAGUCAUGAUCGCCUGCCUGGCUCCGAAUGACGACAAGCUGGCGAUGGCGGUUCUGGAGGUGGCGGCGCAGUCUCGCCUGAUCCGCAACAACGUCUCCAAGACCGUGCUGCCUGCCACCCCGAAGCAGACCGUGGCGGACCGGCGCUCCCAGCUCUCCGCGUUCAAGGCGAAGAAGGCCGCCAGCAAGGCUAUCGUCCCGAGCAGCUCUGCCGGGCCUUCUUCAUUCAGUGCUCAAAAGGGUUACAUCCCUUACCCUGCUCGAGUUCCACGAGAGCAACAAGUGGCUGGAGAGCUUCACCGCAUCCUCGACCCCACUCUCUUCAAGAGAAGCCCCAUCAGAGCGACCUCCGCUACCAACUCCACGCCCAGCCUCAUCCCCAGGCCUCGCUCGUCUCUGCUCACCCGUCGUCCCGGCGACUUCCUGAGAUAUGCUGCAGAGGCACUGGGAACGGAUCUAGCACAAGAGGAACCUGAUUCUGCAGCAGCGGCAGUGGCUGUGGCAGAGGCGGCAUCAGCAUCCGCGUCAGCGUCAGGGUCAGCGGGCGGUGGUGCAGAGAGGGGGGCGAGCAGCGGGGGUGGGAGGAGGAUGCGGAUAGCGGAGAAGAUGACGGCGAGCAUGGCGGCGAAGAUGGCCUCCGCAUCUGAGGCUCGCCAGGCUCUUGCCUUGAAGCGCAGCAUGGCCAAGCACCACUCGCCAAAGAGGGCCGCCGCCGCCAGGCAGAGGGGGAUGAUCAAGCUGUCAAGCUCCGUCUCCCACGCGAAGCCAACUGGGAAUGCUGCUGGGAAGGCUGGUGGGGAGGCUACUGAGAAAGCUGCCAGGAAUCCUCAGCGCCAGGGGUCGUCGGGGACGGCUGCAGCAGCGGAUGCUGUUGUUCAGGCAGCUGCAAACCGUGCAGCCGACGAGCUCCAGCGCCAGCGGUCGCGUGAUGGCGUCGUGGCUGCUAUGUCCGCUGCGGCAGCUGCAGCGAGCGUGGCGGCAGCAGCAGCGACGGCCGCGGGGAGUCCGCUUGCGCCGAAUGCGCAGCAGGCGCAUUUCCUCCUCAUGGACACCCUGCGCCAGCGUCGGGAUGGCGGAGUGCUAGCUGCAGGGGUGGGGGGUGCGCCGGACGGGGUAGGCGCACCAGAAGAGGACGGGGUUAGUGGUGAAAGUGGUGAAGAGAGUGAGCAGGGUUCGAUGGAGGAUGGGGACGAAUUGUCCUUUGCGACUCCCGGAGGGAGGCUGAGUGACGGGGAGAUGGUGGGCGAGAGUGAGGGCGAAGUGGAGGGAGAGGACGAAGGCACGAGUGUGCGGGACAGGGGGGUUUCGCCGAAGAAGCUGUGGGAAUGUUACCGGGACAACGCUGCUGCUGCCUCUGACACGUUUGAAGCAUCCACGUGCCAUGGCAGCUCGAACGGCAGCACCACUGGCAGCAGCGCGGGGUCGGGAGAGGAGGCAAGCACCGCCAACCAAGACAGUGCUGACAGCAAGGAGGAGAUGGGGACAAUGGGGCCGCUGGAGGGGGAAGGCGGUGGCGUCGUGGGCAUUGAAGGUGCAGGUUGUGGGGAGGCGGGUAGUGAGAAGGUUGAGGGCGGCGAGCAGGUUAAGGGCGGCGAGGAGAUUGCGGGGGGGAAGGAGGUUGAGGGUAGAGAGGGGGUUGCGGGUGGAGAGGAGGUUGAGGGUGGAGAGGAGGUUGAGGGUGGCGUGGGAGGUGAGAGUGAAGUCGAGGUGGAGGCUGGUGAGGGAACGGAGGGUGGAGAGCAAGUUGAAGGUGGGGAGGAAGUGGACGAAGGGUAUGAGGGCGAGAUGGUAGGAAAAGAAGAGGAAGAAGUUUCAGGAAUGGCAGCAGGCGAUGGGGCUACAAGCGAUCCCACGUUGGAUGAAGAGGCAGCACAUGCAGAAGCUGCAACCCAUUCCGGUGCAGCAGAGUCCUCUCCUGCAGCCUCGGAACUAGAGCACAUUUCAAGUGUGUGGGCGAUGGAGGAGGUGGAGGAAGAAUUGGGCGAUGGUGCUGGAUGCGGGGCCGUCGCGUUCUCUCUGGUUCCGGUUGCAGGGGAGAGCAUAGCAGAGGAGGGCGAGGAGGAACAGGGAGAGGGAGCGCAGGAGAAAAAUGUGCAGGAGCAGGGAGAGGGAAGGAGGGACCAGGUGCCGAAUUCACAGGAGCAGAACCACGGCCCAUUACCCCUGCAGCCGUUGACUGUGCUCUCAGGGACACCUUCUAGGCAGCCCCUCAGCACAGUAUCGACCAACCAGUCAUCACAGCGGCCUGCCUUCCUUAACGCUAUGGUGUCGUGCGAAGCACCGGAUGUGUUGCUUGAGGGUGCCAUGAGGGGCCUUAGCAUCGUGGACCCCUUGACCCCAGCCUGUGCCAAGGACGUCGGGACUCAGUUCGUGGCUAUUGCAGAGGCGGAGCUCCUUCAGAAAUUCAACACGGCAACCAAAAUGCCCCCACAUCUUCCCUCCAUUUAUCCGUUCUUCCCCUUCAACUGUGCUUUCCCUGGGCUCAUUCUCAAGUUCGGAAUUCUCUUUUCGACUGGUCUCUUCAUCGGCAUGUCACUUCUCUAUCUCGCAGUUGAGACAUUCGAGGAGAUGGAAGAGCUCGCUGGAAAAGAUUACCCUUACGGAAUGCUGGUCAUUGUGAUGGGUAUCUACCUCACGUGGCUCUGCGACCUCAUCGUGAAGACCAUUUGGCGAAAGAGAUCUGGCUCUUUCGAAGAGAAGGAAGAGGAGCUGGGUCCAACAGUUGCUGGCGCCAUGGGUGCUGGCCAGACCAAGGUGGUCGACGCAGACUCGGAGAAUCAGAAGCAAAUCGACGUGCAGGCUCUUUCCAUCGUCGAUGUCAUCGUCGUGCUCUUCGCCCUCUGCUUCCACGCCUUUUUCGAGGGCAUGGCUGUCGGCCUUGCGUCAACGGUUCAAAGAGUGUGGACCAUGACUGCUCAGAUUGGUGUCAAUGAGUUUUUCGAGGGCAUGGCGCUUGGGGUGACUCUCCGCGUUCAAGACACGUCCCGCUCGUGGCUCAACCACCUGCUCUUUGCCAUUGGAGCUUCCAUCGUCGCUCCCACUGGAAUCGCCAUUGGUCUCGCGAUUGAUUCAGCAAGCGGCAAAGAGGCUAGGAACUGGGUGAAGGCCUUCGGAAACGGCAUGGCUGCCGGGGUAUUUAUAUUUAUCGCUCUUGGUCAUUUGCUGGCCAAGGGAAUGAAGCCAGGAGCCAAUGAUAGGUGGUGGAUGGUGUUCGUCAAGUGGUUUGUGGCAGGGCUUGGUGUCAUGACCAAUGCUCUACUCCAGCUGUGGGGAGAGAGCUGA
Molecule: messenger RNA, 3660 nt
Organism: Closterium sp. NIES-65
Lineage: Eukaryota; Viridiplantae; Streptophyta; Zygnematophyceae; Desmidiales; Closteriaceae
Source: the annotation of a GenBank genome assembly